GAACCAAGGGCGGUGGAAGGAGGCCGAAGAGCUACAGGCAAAAGAACUAGGAAUAUGCUCGAGGGUGCUUGGGGACGAGCAUCCUGACACGCUGACUAGCAUGCACAAUUUUGCUUAUACAUUGAAGUUACAAGCUCGCCAUGAUGAGGCUCUUGUCCUUAUAGAAAGAUGCUUCCAAUCACGCCGGCAGAUCCUUGGCGAGCACCAUCCUAAUACACGGUCAUCGCUUGACGCGCUGAAUAGUUGGCGAGCGGGGUAAGGUGACAAAACCCCGACACAUUACCUUUGCGUAUAAUCCAGAUUAUAACUAGA
This is a messenger RNA of Bipolaris sorokiniana ND90Pr, 312 nucleotides long. RefSeq lists its product as uncharacterized. Gene Ontology annotation, molecular function: protein binding. The transcript has a single exon. The record is from RefSeq and is a predicted model, not a curated record. The coding region runs from base 101 to 259 and encodes 52 amino acids. NCBI's taxonomy places the organism in Eukaryota, Fungi, Ascomycota, Dothideomycetes, Pleosporales, Pleosporaceae.